AUGGCGCAAGGGCCGUCGUUUCGAUGUUUCGACGGGGAUGUUGACGAAUGGCAGGCGUUCCGGGAGCAGUUGGAGCAGUACUUUGUGGCCUGCGACGUCAAAGAAGAAGAGAAGAAGAAGGCAGUGCUCAUCAACCACUGUGAGCCGAAAACAUACAAGCUGCUUCGGGAUCUUUGCAUGCCGAAGGUGCCGUCAGCAAAAAAGUAUGACGAGCUGUGUGAUUUGUUCGCGAAGCACUUCACACCACCGGUGAUCGUCCACAAAGAACGUCGUCUUUUCUGGAGAGCCACAAGAGGAACCGACCCCCCCGAGAGCGUCAAUGCCUGGGCGGCACGAGUCAAAAAUCUGGCCUCCAACUGUAAGAUGGGGGACCACUUGCAGCACAGUUUGGUCGACAAAUUUGUGGACGGCUUGGAAGGAAAGGCGUACGAACGGAUCUGCGAAGAAGACGAGAAGCUGACCUUGGAGAAGGCGCUGGAGAUUGCCGUCAAGUACGAGCCGGAAGAACCCCGGCAGUCAUCGCUGUUCCAGUUCCAGCGCGGCAAGCAUCCGGCACAGCGCGGACGAUCCGUUCCAGAGCAGAAGACGGCCGGCACCGACGCGGGACGCUGCCUGGUGUGCAACAAGCCGGGACAUUUGGCUGACAGCUGUCGGUACAAGAACUACCAGUGCCGAAAGUGCCACGCGAAGGGACAUCUGCAAGCGGCUUGCCCGGUGAAGCGAAACUACUUCCUCGGGGAUCAGCGGGACGGAAGCGGCGUUGCUGAGGGUGCCUCAGACGCGAUCAACUUGGAGCAGAACUUCAUAAGUAAGUGGGAGUUCAACUCGAUACACUGGGUGGAGGAGAAGCUUGCGGUCGAUAGGCCAAUGACGCUAGGAGUUAGAGUAGGCAAACAGAACCACGUGAUGCAGUUAGACACCGGAGCAGCGAUAUCGGCGGUGUCUUUAGCCUACUACGACGAGAACCUGAGGGACUGUGUUUUGCGCCAAUCGUCGUUGAAAUUGAGUGGUUACGGCGGAGAAAACUUGGUAGUGAGAGGAGUGAUUGAGCCAGACCUGGUUUACGCGGGUGCACGCAAGAGAGUGGCCUUCGCAGUGAUCGAGAACGGUGGCCCGCCAUUGCUUGGCCGAAAUUUUGUUCGUGCUUUCAAUCUCGGUGUGUCGUCCCUCUACUCGGUUGAAGCGGAUGCGGAAAGCGUCGUGCAGUCUAUGGUCAGCAGCCAUGCAGAACUUUUCAGCGAAGGCUUGGGAACGUUCAAGUACGGCACCAUUAAGCUCGAGCUGGAGGAGGAUGCGAGGCCGAUUUUUCGGAAGCCAAGGACGGUGGCUUACAAGUUUGUGGACAAGGUAGCUGAAGAAUUAGACACCAUGGAAAGAGACGGCGUGAUUUCCAAGUGCGACCGGUCGAGUUGGGGAACCCCGUUGGUCCCGGUGAUCAAGGCAGAUGGGAGUAUCCGGUUGUGCGGGGACUACAAGACCACGGUGAAUAUGCACGUAAAGGAUGUCAUCCACCCUCUACCAACCGUGGAUGAAGUGUUCAGCAAGUUGAACGGGGGCAAAAGGUUCAGCAAGCUGGACCUGUCAAAGUGCUACAAUCAGUUCGUGCUAGACGAAGAAUCUCGGGAAGUAUGUGCAAUAUCCACGGGCAAAGGCGUGUACAAGAUGAAUAGGCUGCCGUUUGGGAUUCGUCCAGCAUCGGGAAUCGUGCAAAGGAUCAUCGAGCAGCUACUGUGUGGUAUUCCGGGUGUGCAGAAUUUCCUGGAUGAUGUGCUAGUUACGGGUAGAACCGACAGGGAGCACCUGGAGAACCUGGCGAAGGUGUUCGACGUGCUGGAGCAAGCGGGGCUGAAGUUGAACCUCAAGAAGUGCCAGUUUUUCAAGAAGGAGGUUACGUAUCUUGGACAUGUCAUCAGCGCCAACGGACUGUGCAAGACCGACGAGCGGGUCAAGGCUAUCCGGAUGACUAAGGAGCCGAAGAAUGUGCAAGAAGUCAGGGCAUUUGCUGGGUUGGUCAACCACUACUCCCGCUUCGUCAAGAACAUCGCUGACAUGAUGAGUCCUCUGUAUCGCCUACUGAAGAAGGGGACAAAGUUCGUGUGGUCCAGCGAAUGUCGCGAAGCGUUCGUAAAGGUCAAAGACGCAAUUUGCGAAGACGUCAUGCUGGCUCAUUUUGACCCGAAUGCAAAGUUGCUGCUUGUGUGCGAUGCGUCCAUGGAAGGCGUCGCCGCGGUCUUGGUGCAAAAGGCGGGAAAUGAGCCGGAGAGACCGGUAGCUUUUGCGUCGCGAGUGCUGCAUGCGGCGGAAAGAAACUACAGCGUUCUGGAUCGAGAAGGGUUGGCGAUAAUGUUUGGUCUGAACAAGUUUUUCCACUACCUGGUCGGGAACACCUUUACGAUCCGGACGGACCACAAGCCGCUGAUUUCGAUAUUGAACCCUCACAAAGGUAUUCCGGCGAUUGCAGCGAGCCGCAUGCAGCGAUGGGCGAACUUUUUGGGCGGAUUCAGCUACCGUAUCGAGCACGUCAACUCAGAGGGCAAUAUAGCAGACUACCCGUCUCGAGCUCCUUUUGAGUCGUGGACCUUGUGGAAGGAGGAUGACACCUACUUGAACUUCAUUAACACUGGUCAGGCCAAGGUGAUCAACGAUGACGUCGUCCGUGUCGAAAUUGGCAACGAUCCGGAGCUGGCGGGGCUUCGGGAGUGUUUGUUGAACGGGAGACGACCCAGUGACCCGAAGGCCAGUCCGUACCGAAAAGUGUUCAACGAGCUGUCGCUGGAGAAUGGACUGAUUAUGCGAGGAGUACAAGUCGUGGUGCCGACAGCGUUAAGGAAAGCAGUGUUGGAACAAGCUCACCGGUCACAUAUGGGAAUCGGAAAGUGCAAGACGGUGAUGCGAAGCUUUGUGUGGUGGCCAGGAGUCGACAAUGAUUUGGAGACACACGUUAAGAGCUGCAAGGCAUGUCUGGUGAACAGGCCAUCGCCAGAGAAAGCGAAGUUGAUUCCGUGGGAGGCACCAAAGUCAGUCUGGAGCAGGGUCCAUCUUGAUUUUGCGGGCCCUGUAAAAGGUUGGAGUUUCCUGAUCGUCGUGGAUGCCUUGUCAAAGUGGGUGGAAGUGUUCCCAACGCAGAAGUGCGACACGGAGUUUGUCCUUGAAAAGCUGGCUGAGUGUAUCGCUCGGUUUGGUCUGAUGCAUGAAAUCGUUAGUGACAACGGCACGCAAUUUACUUCUGCGAAGUUCCGGAGUUUUCUGGAGGCGAACGGCGUUCGGCUGGUUUUAACAAGUCCGGGGCAUCCUGCAACAAACGGUCAAGCGGAAAACUCGGUGAAAACAUUCAAGGCCUCCUUAUUGAAGUCGUUUGCGAGUGGAUCUACCAACGUCAAGGAAAUAGUGGCUAAUUUCUUGCUCGGGUAUAGAUCUGCGACCCAUUGCUCAACGGGAACUUCACCAGCCCAAUUGAUGCUUGGGAGACAACCGCGCUCAACAUUGGAUUUGUUGAGAAGCAACGAUCGGGGAGUUCCAAGUAAGGAGGUGAAAAAGGCCAGAGAAGCUAUUGUCGCACGGCAGUCCAGACAGGUUGACAACUACAAAGGAACACGGGAACAGCGGUUCAACCUAAACGAACGAGUUAUGGUGCGGGACUACACUAACCCCAACAAGGCCGCCUGGACACCGGCGGUCGUAACUGCCAUCGUGGGAAAACGGAAUUACGUGGUAAAGCUCAGCAGUGGACGGGAAAUCAAGAGGCACCUCAACCAAAUGCUAGCGGACACUACGGUCGCACCGGAGGGAGGAGAAGGUGGUAUCAAGCUAGGUGACAAGGCUAUGAGUGAUGUUCCCCCGAGGCCGAAGGAGCAGCCGGGUGUAACGGUGUAUCGGGCACCGUUCAAGCGGGUCGUGGAGCUGUUUGCAAACGAGGAACGGGUUGACCCAGUUUACGACGUGUCCGGUACAAGUCCCACUCCGGAGGAGGUAGAGCUUCAACCGGAGGUUCCUGCGGUGGCAGACACGGAGGAGCAGCGUGGCGAUUUGGCGUUGGUACCAACAGACGAAGAUGACGAGCACUUUGUAGAUGCUAGACUGAACGGGACAGAUAGUGAAGAUAGCGAUACAGGGCUUGAGUUGGCAGGGUUCGACAGAGGGAAAUGGAAAUUUCGUGAUGAUUUAGGUAGACUACUCCGGAAGUAA
Messenger RNA from Culex quinquefasciatus (southern house mosquito), 4185 nucleotides. RefSeq lists its product as uncharacterized. Gene Ontology annotation, molecular function: zinc ion binding; nucleic acid binding. Gene Ontology annotation, biological process: DNA integration. Bases 1 to 4185 code for a protein of 1394 amino acids. The transcript has a single exon. Lineage: Eukaryota; Metazoa; Arthropoda; Insecta; Diptera; Culicidae. The record is from RefSeq and is a predicted model, not a curated record.